Molecule: messenger RNA, 808 nt
Organism: Fusarium redolens
Lineage: Eukaryota; Fungi; Ascomycota; Sordariomycetes; Hypocreales; Nectriaceae
Exons: 1
Coding region: 402-644 (80 amino acids)
Source: RefSeq, a predicted model, not a curated record
GUGCUGCCCUAACCUCAUAUGUCACCUUCCAAGGUCAGCAGAUCAACGGGAGAGGCCCCUAUACAAUCAUAACUUUCAUGUAUCGGGCCGCCGUAAUCGGGUUAGCUACCAAGUAAAUGAGAGAAGAGAGGGGAGCUCUCCCAACAAGGAGCAGUCAUGAUAGCCAGUGACUGACCUGCGUCUAUCAGCAUGGAAUUGACAGUUCACGAUUCGCUGAUAAGAGACCACAUGAUAAGGCGGCACGUUCAAAGUCUCAAGCCUCAAUCUCCACCAAGCUAAGCCCAAGCCCAAGCCCAAGCCAGGCCAGGGGAGCUACCCCGCCAAAUCGGAGGGGAAUCCCCCUGCGUUUAGUCGUCAGCGCCCAAACCAAGGUGAAGGUGAAGGUGACGGUGUAGAAGUUGAUGUCAGGAGAAUAUGCAAGGAAGACGCUUCCGUUGUUAGCCAAGUUGUCUCUCAAGUUAUUGGCUGGUUUGGUAGUUUGCUCAAUGUCUCUGACUGUUUUCCCGUUUACUCAACUCCCUUUGUUUGUAAAUGGUUACACCCACCACACAUUGAUACGACAUUCAAGGACAAACAACCCUCUAAAGUCAUCCAUGGAUGCUGGUAUCAAUGCUUAUCCUCUUAUCCUCAUUCUUCUAGUCUGAUAAGGAUCACUUUCGCGGAAUCCGGCGUUCAAGUAUAGAAUCACGGAGGUCGCCGGGAGGCGGGGGCGGGGCAAUCGGGCUUCUCUCCCCGCUUAAUGCAUGCACUAGAAACACGCCUACCGUCCAACUGCCGCACUAACAGAACCCAAAACCGCUUGUUAGAC